Maniola jurtina (meadow brown) is the source of this 619-nucleotide messenger RNA. RefSeq names its product coiled-coil domain-containing protein 86. The coding region runs from base 142 to 603 and encodes 153 amino acids. Gene Ontology annotation, cellular component: nucleolus. Lineage: Eukaryota; Metazoa; Arthropoda; Insecta; Lepidoptera; Nymphalidae. The record is from RefSeq and is a predicted model, not a curated record. The transcript has 2 exons.
AGUACUUUUCACCGAUACAAGCAUCCAGAAUUUGGGUUACUUAAGUUUAAAAAUUAAAAUACGAUUGUACAUUAAGAGCUUUGUUUAUUUGGAGCUUUUUAUCAUCUUCGGUGGAUAUAUAUUAUUCUGCAAAUAUUAAAAAUGCCUGCAGACAGUAAUGAGGCGGUUAUCGAAGUCGAAAGCUCAUCACCACAUGUUCAAGUGUCAAGCAAAUCAAGUGAAGUUAUUGACGACACUAAAAGAAAAGAUCAUUUGCGAGGAAUACCCAAAUCAGGGCGCUUUUGGAAAACUAAGAAAAACAGGUUUUCUUCUAUAGUAAAAACAAAAGGAAUUAAACCAGAUUUCCAGAGGAAGACAGCUCUACGUUUAGAAUUAAAAAGAACAAAGGAGUUAUCUAAACAAAUUCAAGAGCAGAUGAAGGAAAAAGAGCAGGUUAGAAAGGAAAGACGACGAGAGAAUUUGAAACGUACAGAAGAAAAUAAGAAAAAGUCAGAAAUUGUCCAAGUUAUUACUAACACUGCGAAACUGAGGAGGAUGAAGAAGAAACAAUUAAGGUUUAUUGAGAAAAGAGACACUAACAAAGAAAUAAAAGCAGUAAAAUAAAAAAAAUACUUAACUU